Sardina pilchardus (European sardine) is the source of this 1012-nucleotide messenger RNA. RefSeq lists its product as uncharacterized. The record is from RefSeq and is a predicted model, not a curated record. Gene Ontology annotation, cellular component: canonical inflammasome complex. Lineage: Eukaryota; Metazoa; Chordata; Actinopteri; Clupeiformes; Clupeidae. Gene Ontology annotation, biological process: regulation of apoptotic process. The transcript is spliced from 6 exons. Bases 56 to 796 code for a protein of 246 amino acids.
GGCAAAUCUAAUUUAUUCUGGAACUUAAUGUGAAGAUAUCUGUUACUGGAUUAAGAUGGCUGAAGAUUGUGCCUCUAUGGGUAUAAAAGAGUACAAUGCUGAAACACUGACUGAUCUUCUACAUGACUAUGUAGCCAGUGUCAAAGAGCUCUCUCACACUAUCACCAACUCCAUGGACGAUACAAGUAAACAUGAUGCUAAGGAGGAUGACAUAGGACAGAUUAUUUCACACCUGCUGGAACUGGGAGAUGACAUGAAAGAUAGUUUCCCUAAUGAAACUGAAAUCUCAGAGUCUUGGAGAAACCUGGGUCAGACAAUGGAAUCAGGGUUAAAACUCGUCAAAAAGUUACUGGAGAAGAGGAGGCCAGAUCCUAUUCAAGAGCUUGGUGGGAGUAUGUCCAUUGCUGUGUCUGUUAAUAUUGUUUUUAACAGUAGAGAGAAGAAAGCACUGAGGAAACACAAAGAUGAAAUGGAUGGGGGAGUAAAGGAUACUAAGAAAAAAUCGGAUUUGCAGAACACAUCCAGAGAAUCUGAAGAGAUAAUAUUUUUUAGAGAACACAAGUUCACACUCCUACAUCGCAUAGGGAACUUGAUGCCUCUUCUGAUAGCUCUACAGCAGGAUAGAGUUUUGGAUGAUAUUGAAAGGGAAGAAAUCAACAGCAAACCGACACCAAUUGAGAAGAAUCAAGUUCUUAUUACUAAGGUGGAAAAAAAAGGCAAAAGAGCCCAAAAAAGGUUUUAUCAUGCACUUAGGUCAUCCGACCCUUCCCUGUUUCAGGAUCUCCUGGAUAAAUAAUUAAAUAAAUCUGUGUGUAUUGAAAGAGGUGAAAUCAACAGCAGAGCUACAGCAAUUGAGAGUCGGGUUAUUCUGUGUUACACUGUUCUGCUGUGUUGUACUCUUCAAAGUCUUUGUUUCAAAAUUCCCAAUAAGGCAACUGAUUAUACACCAAGGAAAAAUGUAAAUCAUUUCUUCUCAAUGACAGCGACAAAAUAUGAUGGCGAUAUAUAAUAU